Messenger RNA from Menidia menidia (Atlantic silverside), 5680 nucleotides. The record is from the annotation of a GenBank genome assembly. Lineage: Eukaryota; Metazoa; Chordata; Actinopteri; Atheriniformes; Atherinopsidae.
GCUCACGCACACGCUCUACACGCACCUCGCAGUCGCAGGAGGGCAAGCUGGUGGCCAAACGGAGGCUCGUACGGCGCCGCAGCUAGGCAGAAGCAGAACAGAGCAGAGAGGAGCGGUGCCGCGGGAGGUGACAGGGCACGGACCGGCUUUUUUGCGAACCAAAACCGCCUCACUUUCCUGUGCCGUCCUGCCACUUACGCGCGCCGUUCAGGGGCAGCUUCCCUUGGAUAGAGGUUUACGGGAAAGCUGCUGGACUUCAGCGGGCUGCCAGAAAGCUCCCGCAGGAGAAGAAACCCUCGUGUGCGCAAAGUACGCGGCGACGCACAGAGACGGGAACAGGGGAGCCUACAUCGGAACUUGACGCACCCUGGAGCCGCUGUAGAGAUAUCAUUCAAAGUCUCCCGAGCUGCGAGGCGCAAACAGUAGUGAUCAAGGAGUUAGUUUCGUCAUUAUUGGAUGAGGUCUAGCGGCAUCCCUCCUCUAAAUGAGCAGACUUCAAAGGGCUGCGCGUAAAGAAAUUUUGAAUUCACUCCAUGACAUGUUACACAUUUUCCCCCACGAAUGUUUUUUAUAAACGUCGUGGGAUUGUUCUCCCCUUUUAUUAAAGUGGUUUUGCUAUUACUUUUUCCCAGAGGUUUUCAUUCCGUAGACGGGUGUGGAUUUUUUUGAGGAAGCGAAGCGUUUCAAUCUUACAUGGUGGAAACAUCCCACACUUGAAGCUCUUCACAAGUUUUUGUCUGAUCCAAGAUGGAUUUUGUGUCAUCAUUUAUUGGAUUUUUAAUGGCUUUUAGUCAUCUGGCAUUGGCCGUCAGAGGAGAAGAAGAGUGUGGAGGAGUCUUAGAUGCCAGUGAAGCCGGUUACAUCACCUCCCCUGGUUACCCUCUAGAGUAUCCCCCUCAUCAGAACUGCCACUGGAUCAUCACUGCACCCGAGAUCACCCAGCGCAUCGUCCUCAACUUCAACCCGCACUUUGAGAUCGAGAGGCUCGACUGCAAAUAUGAUUUCAUAGAGAUCCGUGAUGGGACCUCCACCACUGCGGAUGUUCUGGGCCGACACUGCAGCAACAUCGCUCCUGCAGCAAUCGUCUCGUCUGGCCCUUCGGUCCAGAUCAGAUUUGUCUCUGACUAUGCCCAUCAGGGGGCGGGUUUCUCCCUGCGAUACGAGAUCUUCAGAACAGGGUCGGAAUUCUGCUUCCGCAAUUUCACCAACCCGUCCGGCAUGAUCGAGUCCCCAGGGUUCCCAGACAAAUACCCACACAACCUGGAGUGCUCCUACAUGAUCAUCGCCCCGCCUCACAUGGACAUCACCCUCACCUUCUUGACGUUUGACCUGGAGAACGACCCGCUCCUGGUGGGGGAGGGCGACUGCAAGUACGACUGGCUGGAUGUCUGGGACGGUCUUCCACAAGCCUCUCCUCUAAUUGGCCGAUACUGUGGGACAAAGAUCCCUCCAGAGAUCCAGUCGUCCUCUGGCCUGCUGUCCCUCUCCUUCCACACCGACAUGGCUGUGGCCAAAGACGGCUUCUCCGCGCGCUACAACAUGACACACAGAGAAGUCACCGACUCGUUCCACUGCAGCACGGCUCUCGGUAUGGAGUCGGGAAAGAUCAGCGAUGAUCAAAUCACAGCCUCCACAUCCUUCUACGAUAACCGCUGGUUACCGCGCCAGGCCCGCCUCCACAACGACGACAACGCCUGGACACCCUCAGAGGACAGCAACAAAGAGUACAUCCAGGUCGACCUUCAUUUCCUCAAAGUUUUGACAGGGAUUUCCACCCAGGGGGCCAUAUCCAAAGAGACUCAGAAGUCUUACUACGUCACAUCCUUUAAAUUAGAGGUCAGCACCAAUGGAGAGGACUGGAUGGUGUACCGGCACGGCAAGAACCACAAGAUUUUCCAUGCCAACACCGAUCCAGCUGAGGUGGUUCUGAACCGGGUUCCGCAGCCCGUUCUGGCCCGCUUUGUGCGUAUCCGACCACAGACAUGGAAGAAUGGCAUUGCCCUCCGCUUUGAGCUUCAUGGAUGUCAGAUUACAGAUGCUCCAUGUUCAGACCUGCAGGGCCUGCUGUCCGGCCUUCUCCCUGAUUCCCAGAUCUCAGCCUCGUCCAGCAGAGAUAUGGUCUGGAAUCCUGGAGCUGCCCGUCUUGUGGCCAGUCGCUCCGGCUGGUUCCCAGCUCCUUCACAGCCCCUGGCCGGAGAGGAGUGGCUUCAGGUUGACCUAGGAAUGCCCAAAACAGUGCGUGGAGUCAUUACUCAAGGAGCACGUGGAGGAGAUGCAGCAAGUGGAGCGACCACAGACAACCGGGCGUUUGUGAGAAAGUAUAAAGUGGCUCACAGCCUAGAUACAAAGGACUGGAACUUCAUCAUGGACAGCAAGACUAGCCUGCCCAAGGUCUUUGAAGGGAACACACACUAUGACACCCCAGAGCUUCGUCAUUUUGAGGAGACGGUGGCCCAAUACAUCAGGCUAUAUCCUGAGAGGUGGUCCCCAGCAGGGAUUGGGAUGAGAGUGGAGAUACUGGGAUGUGACCUUCCAGAAAUAAGCACCCCAGCAACAACCAUCCCACCAACUCUUCCACCUGACAUAGAAACCACCACCAUCCCCGUCACAACUACAGUGUCUGCCUCUCCUCCAUCGGACAGCGUGUGUGACUUUGAAAAAGGCCUGUGUGGGUGGACACACGACCCCAACACCCCGCUGCUCUGGUCUCUGCGACGUCACGAGCUCAACAGCUACCUGUACAUGGACGCCAGCCUGAAGACGGAGCAGCAGCGAGCCCGGCUGGUGAGCCCUGUGGUGGCGGCAGACACGGGGCCUCUGUGCCUCCUAUUCUCAUACCAGCUGUGGGGCGAGGCCCAGGGCCACCUGAGGGUCCUACUUCGGGACACCCACAAUGAGGAGACGGUCCUGUGGACGCUGAAAGAUAAUCAGAGCAAUGUCUGGAAGGAAGGUCGGACCAUCCUGCCACGCUCUCCCAAAGACUUCCAGGUUGUCAUGGAGGGAUUCUUUGUGCACGGCACCAGAGGACACAUCUGGAUAGACAACAUUCACAUCAGCUCCAGCUCCUCGCUAACAGAGUGUACACAACCCAUUGCAGCGUUUUCUCCUGAAAAUCCAGGGGGAGGCGUUCCUGUGCCUCCCUUACCCAUCCACUGGUAUUACAUUAUGGCCGCCGGAGGCGCCCUCCUUCUCCUGGCAGUGGCCAUCUUGGUCAGAGCUCUGUGUUGCUGUCGACAACAUCUGGCCACCAAGAAGAGCCAGCUGUCAGUGGCCUAUCACAGCUCAUCGCAGUGCUUCCAGUAUUCAAACUGGUCCACCAGUAUGGCCACCCCUGGGGUGGAGCCAGUCCUGACAGUGAGGCUGGACAGCCGGGACCGACACCCUAAGAGACCAAAUGAGUUUGGAGACGGGCGGCUUUUCAUUGACAGGGAUCCUCUAGGUGGAGGUUUGCAGUUCCCAGAGUGGAACACGGCGUCCCCGUCAUCCGACCCUCCGGUGACACGCGUCUCAGAAAAGGACAACUCGUGGCUGUACACUCUGGACCCCAUCCUGGUCACCAUCAUUGUCAUGAGCUCCCUGGGUGUCCUGCUGGGGGCAGUCUGCGCCGGGCUCCUCCUCUACUGCACCUGCUCCUACAGCGGACUGUCGUCACGCUCCUCCACCACUCUGGAGAACUACAACUUUGAAUUGUACGAUGGCCUCAAGCACAAGGUGAAACUCAACCAACAGCGCUGCUGCACCGAGGCGUGAGAGAGGACCUGGUGGAGAGACGCAGCCAUUUUGUGAAAACCUCUCACUAUUUUCUCCAUUCCCACCACUUUAUCACUCUAGUAUCAGUCGACUUCCUCUGUGGUGCAGGUCACAAUCAGAAGGGAAAAUGUGGCACCAGUAUUGGAAAUACCGCAAAUAUUUCCAGAACUGGAAAUAUUUGCGGUAAGGAAGCCAAUGAACGAGAGACGGGUUACCGCUAUUGACUGCUCCAUCGCACUGACGUUUGGCCUCAAAAAAGUAAAUAUCAAGACAUAUCAAUGGCAGAUUCCUCAUCCACCAAAGGAGAACUGUUUAUCAAUGCAUCAUAGACUGAUCUAGUUUUGAAACUGGAUGCUGUAAACUACACUGACAGAGAGCCAGACACAUUGUGUUGGAAAGGUGGUAGGUUAGGAACGUGCUUAGAAAAAGUAUUUUUUGAUCACAUGUGAACACAGUGGCCUAGAACUUAGCUCCUUUGUGUGGCCCUUCGGCUCUUUUGUUCCGUCAUAGACUCUGCUACCUAUCAGCCUCAGUUUUCCCUCUUAGUUCCUGACAGCCUGUGGUAUUUUUAGUCACUGACAUCCCUUGAAUUUCUGCUCAAUCACUCUUUCUGUUUAGUGUUUUUUUUCUGGCCUGUUGCCAGCCUGAUGGAUGACAAGUUGGGAAGAAAGAGGUGAAGAAAGUAAAUGUGUGCUGAGGUGAGGAGGGGGGCAUUUUAACACAUUUUUUGGACGAAGGGGAGACGUUAUUGUUAGAUUUAGUUGUCAGAGACUGUUGUUACUGGUUCCUGUCAAAGAGAAGGUCAUGUUUACAUUGCGGUAAAUGGUAAAAGGUCAAGGAGCUUUGGUUGGUGCAACCUAUGGAUUGCUGGUUAGGGCAGAGACUGAACCAAUGAUGGAAAAGAAGCAAAGAGAGAACGAGAGAGACUAUGACUGGCUGAGCACGAAAAUCUCCUGACUCUCUCACAGGGGUGAUGUUCUCUCUGUGCUCUCAAAUACAAAUAAAAAAGAAGAAGAAGAAAAAAAAAAGAGUAUACACAGCUCCUCUCUACGACUGACUGUGUGCCCGGACAAAACAAGCCUUAAAAGCAAAGUGUUUGUGAAAUGAAAAAGCAACGUCUGUGCGGCACUGAGACAUUUCACAUGUGGACCUCAAAAGCCAUGAUUUUAAAGGACCUACUCCAUCCUCUCCCACAUUACGUCACACCACCCACACCUCAACUUGUUGGCUAAAUGCGGCCUAUUUUGUGAAUUUUUUUACGUUGAUUUUUAAUGUUGAGUCUCUAUUGGCAAGACAAGCUUUUCGCUGUUGUUAUUUUUGUGGGUUUUUUAUUUUAAGAAAAAAGUUUUGAACCAGUUAAAAGGGCCUGGCAUGCUCUGAAUGGACUCGUAAGCCAUGAGUAAGAGAGAGUGAGUGGAAAGAUCUCAGAAUUCCCUCCCACACAUGAACAUACAAACACUGCGCUUGUAUAUACUGAUGUAUAUACAAACAAUAGUAGACAUCUUCUUCUAAGAAACACAAGAAACUAUGGACACACACUCAUACACACUCAGAAAUUAAAUCCCCACGCACAUCCACUCAACUUCUCAUUCCAUUCACCCUCACUACGCUCGCCCUCUUCUCUCCUCUGAGGCCCACAUCUAUGGAUCCCACUGACUCUCUUCAAAGUGCCUUGGAGCCUCGGGGAUCCAGCUUGCCUUUGGAGCCAGUAUCAGAUACAGAGAUACAGUAAUUAACACUGACUGAGACAGUCACUGCGCCCCCUUCUGCCUGGGAGGACCAAGCAACUUAAGAGGACAGGAUCCCCCUUUUCGCACUGCUAGGACUGCUGAUGUUGUUUUAAAGGGGUCUUUGUACAGAAAUGCUCUUUUUAUGAUUGUUAUUAUAAUUAUUGUUAUGAUUAUUUAAUAAAGGAUUUAUACCAUACUGA